AUGGCUCUGCUUAGUCCAGUGGUCUACUUACUCAGCCUGGUUCUUGAUCGCAUCUUCGGUAAGAAAGGCGCUGGAUAUCACAAACGCGCGCAGCUGAAGGCUCUAACUGGCCUGCACGGACCACAAGCCUUUGACUUCAAUAAUGGUACUAAUUGCCAAGCCAAAUCCGAUGUUAAGCCGAGUCGGUUUGUAGCGAAAAUGUAUUUAGCUUCAACAAGGUCCGUAGUGAUGCUAUCACUGAAGGCCAGUAAGAGAAUGCCUCUUGUGACAAGUACCUUAUGUCUCUCGAUACUUUUUUACUGCUAUCUAUUAAAUUUAUAG
Protopolystoma xenopodis is the source of this 321-nucleotide messenger RNA. The record is from the annotation of a GenBank genome assembly. NCBI's taxonomy places the organism in Eukaryota, Metazoa, Platyhelminthes, Monogenea, Polystomatidea, Polystomatidae.